GUAUAAAAAGGCCGGGGAUUCAUGGGCUGCACACAUCAUCAGACUGUCUUCACAACACGGAACCAUGAUUAGAAAACUGCUUAUCUGCACUGUAGUGCUUUUUACCGCCUGUCAGGCCGAGAUCAUAACAGAAUACUGCAGUGAUGGAUCUGAAAAUACGCACAGUCUGGGCGAGGAAUGGGAGGAAGGAGAUAAACUGUGUGAAUGUAUCUACCCUGAGAGCCUGCUGUACUUCUGGGAAGGGGAUAACCCAUCCGCCCCCAUUAGCCACUGUCUUUGGAACGGUUGUCCCAAUCCCUCAGGUGGCCCAAUAUUCAAGGCUGGGGAUGUAUUUCAGAACGAAAACGGAGAUCUAUGCACGUGCAAAUCCGGAUCAGACCCAUAUUUGAUGGAUGCCUACACACUUUUCCACGCUGAUUGCUCCGUCGAUCUUUCUGUACAAGAAUUAGGUGUUUGAAGUGCAACGAAUGAAUAAAGAUGAGUUUUUUUUUAGUUGCAGAUGAGUAAUUCAUGGGAGUUUAAAGGCUAAAAUGUAUUGCCCAUGUGGAGCUAUAUAUGAAGUUCAAACAACCUACCUGUAAAUCAGGAAACCAGAACACAAAUGUGUCAAAACCUACAACUAUAUGAGUGGUGGAAUAUGUUGAGGACUUAGUCUAAGGGUAGUUCUCGCAAGGAGCAGGCUUGGAUAUUGCAGCGUCCGAGAAUAUGCUGACUAAUUUGGCCGGUAUGAUUGACUACGGUCGUGAAGCGAAAGUGUCAAAAUUGUUAGGCCUAACAUCUUCCCGGGAGGAGCCAAAUCGGAGAGCGAGGAAUAACCCACCUCCCUCAGCCAGGUAGAUAACUAAUAAAGAUGGAUUCGAACUCUUGAUUUCAUUGGUCAAGAGUUUGCAUGAUGGCCGGCGCGAACCGUCACUUGAAUUGUCCCUGUGAGAUUCUUACAUUAGACUGUGUCUUCUGGGAAGGCAUUAUCUGACAUUUCAGUAUGACCUAUAAGCUAAAUUC
This is a messenger RNA of Liolophura sinensis, 1002 nucleotides long. RefSeq lists its product as uncharacterized. The coding region runs from base 65 to 457 and encodes 130 amino acids. The record is from RefSeq and is a predicted model, not a curated record. The transcript has 3 exons. Lineage: Eukaryota; Metazoa; Mollusca; Polyplacophora; Chitonida; Chitonidae.